UGGAGCAGAGCACCCAGCAGGUCCUCAGCCCCAGGGGCAGGAGGGGACAGCAGGGCUGAGCUGCCAGGCAGGAGGGCAGAAACCUUGGGAGCGUUUCCAUGGUCUGCUCAGAGCUGUGCUUGGAGAGGAGGAAGAGCUGGAGGGGAGGAAGAGUUGGAGGGGAAGAAGAGUUGGAAGGGAAGAAGAGUUGGAGGGGAGGAAGGGGUGCCCUGUGCCCAACUCCACUUGGAAUCUUCCCAGUGGGUGCCAAGCCAGCCCAGCAGAGCCACAGGACAGAAAACACCUGGGACAAAGGCACGUAACCCCAUUCUGGGGUCAUUGUGGGGACAGCUGACCAGGACUGAGCUGGCAGGGCUGGGAGCAGGGCUGGAGCAAAAGCGAGCAGCAGCAAAAGCUGCACCUUUUGUGGCACCUCGUGAUGUCACCCAGGUCCCCUCGCUCGUGUAAACAGUGGUGCAGGGGACGUUCCACUUCCUCCUGAGCACUCUGCUGCGCUGAGCUCGGCUCUGCCUGCCAAGGAAUGACCCACCCACCCUACACCACCACAGCCUCUUCCAGCAACCCAGUCAUGAGCCAGAGCAACCAGAGCUGCUCCCACCAGGACAUCACCUUCAAGAGCAGCCUCUACGCCACCACCUACACCCUCAUCUUCAUCCCGGGGCUCCUGGCCAACAGCGCUGCCCUGUGGGUCCUGUGCCGCUUCCUCAGCAGGAAGAGCAAAGCCGUCAUCUUCAUGAUCAACCUGGCCGUGGCCGACCUGGCCCACGUCCUCUCCCUGCCCCUGCGCAUCUACUACUACAUCAACCACACCUGGCCCUUCGGGGAUGUCCUGUGCUUGCUCUGCUUCUACCUGAAGUACCUCAACAUGUACGCCAGCAUCUGCUUCCUCACCUGCAUCAGCAUCCAGCGCUACUUCUUCCUGUACCACCCCUUCCGAGCCAAGGGCUGGAAGCGCCGCUACGACGUGGCCAUCAGCGCCCUGGUCUGGCUGGUCGUGGGGGCCCUCUGCGUGCCCUUCCCCAUCAUGAGGAGCCACGGGCUGGGUGCCAACACCACCAGCUGCUUUGCAGACCUGCAGGUGAAGCCGAUCGACAGCAAGGUGGGCACGGUGCUGAUGACCGGCGCCGCCGAGCUCCUGGGCUUCGUGGGCCCGCUCGUCAUCAUCUUAUUCUGCACAUGGAAAACAAGAGACUCCAUCCGGGGCUUCCAUACCCCGGAGGAAAACAGCGGGGAGAGGAGGAAGGCCCUCAGGAUGGUUUCCAUGUGUGCCAUUGUGUUCUGUGUGUGUUUUGCUCCCUACCACAUCAACUUCUUCUUCUACAUGUUGGUGAAGGAGAAUGUCAUCACCGACUGCUUCCUGAGCACCAUCACACUCUACACCCAGCCCUUCUGCCUGAGCCUCGCCAGCUUCGACUGCUGCUUGGAUCCCAUCAUCUAUUUCUUCAUGACUUCAGAGUUCCAGGAACAGAUUUCCAGGCACAGCAGCAUGGCCAUCCGGAGCCGGCUCAUGAGCAAAGAGAGCGCCUCGUCCAUGAAGGAAUGACAAGGAAGCCACUUGGAAGAAACUAAAGUAUUUAAUGUGAAAUCUGAGACUGCUCUGGGAUAGUCCAUUACCAACUCUGUUGUGGAAGAUCCUGCAGGUUUGUCCAAGGGAGUUUUGUGGCAGUGGAUUUUUUUUCAGUAUAUAGAAGAUAAAACCUUGUCUAAGACUGGUGUGUUGGAAUCUGGUGAGUGACCCAACUGAUGUGACUGUCCCACUCCCUGUGCCACCCUCACCUGACCUCACUGGACUAGAAAAUACACAGGAGGGAGUGAAAAAGCUUUUACUGGGAAAUGGUGGAAAAGUCCCAGGCUUUCCUUCUAUUUUCCCAGUUGCAGGCUCUGUGAUCCAGCCAGAGACAAUCCCACAUUUAUACACUGACAUCUGCUGAAGGAUCUUCUCUGGGAAAACCACACAAGAACCUAAAACUGGCCAGUAGCAACCAAAGGACUUUGUGAUUUGUGCAGUGGGGGCUGUGGACAGGUGAAGGUGUUUUCCAUAUGCUCCUGGGUUUGGUGCAUCCCACUGGUCACCAAUGACCUCUGUUCCCCCUUUCCACACUCACCCUCCUGCUCUGCUCCUCCUUUCCCUCCUCACCCACCUCUGUUUGCUCCCUAAUUGCUGACACAUCCCAGAACUUGCACCUGCAGCUGGUGCAAGACCCUGUGCAAGACAAAUUCUCCUCAAACAUCCAGAGAGUGGCACCUUCCCUUGCUCCAGGUGACUUUAUUCCCCUCCAAGCUGGCAAGGUGGACAUGGGCAGGUGGCUUUUGCCUUUGGACCCCUUGGGGCAGGACCAUGGUGGUCCUGGGGUCAGUGCAGGUGGGUUUGAUGGUGCUGGUGGUACCACUCAGGUUCUCACUCCCUUCUGUGUGCAGUCCAGAGGUGCCUGAGAUGAAUCUGCCCCAGAAAAGCUCUGCUCAACCUGUUCCGUUGAUGCAUCUUUUAAAAAAGAGAGGAGUCCUUGCCAAGGUGAUUUCACUGACAGACCAGAAGUUAAGGUCAUAAACUAUUGUGGUUUUUUUUUCCACCAGGUCCUGUCGUGAUCCUAAUGUUUACAUUCUUAGAGCUAUGCAAAGCAGGGACAAGGAAGGAUUAAUUUACCCCUUCUUUUUAAUUAGUUACACCUCUUCAGCCAAGUCCACCCACUCUGUAACUUCAAGGGUAUCUUGUGAUACCUGGGGAUGGAUUUGGCUGAACAGUCACCAGUUUAUUGCCUUUGGAAAUCAGUAUAUUUUCAAAAGAAUGUGAACAAUUUGUACAGUCUUGCAACAGUUGCUACAAAACCAGAAGAAAUACCAGAAACACUUGCUAUGCACAUUUUAACUCCAACCAUUCAAUUCCACUGAGUUAAAAUGUUAACUCAGCCAAAUGCUUUCUGUAUAUUGUGUUUUCCCACUCCUCUGUUUUAUAAAAUAAAUAUAAAAAACCAAAAAAGGGUGGGGAGGAAAGCCAAGAAUCAGGGUUUAAACAACCAUUUCCCUCUAAAAGGCAACAGCACUGAUUGAACACAAUAAGUUGUCAUAGUUCUCCUCCCAGGUGUGAGAAGAUGAUUUUGGGCUGAGUAGGAUGCACUGGGGUCGAUGGAAAUGUUCUCUCUGAUGUCACUGACACAAUAAAUGUUUACACACUGCAAGGAGUCCCCUUGCAAAGGGGAGGAUGCUCACGGGCAGAGCUGACCUCACACCAUUCAAUUAUUGUCACUUAGCAGUCUCUCAUAAGCUACACUCUGUAUAAAGCUGUCAGAGAAGGAGAGUUCAGUUUCAGUGCUUGUUUGGAGGAUUUUUAUAGACCUUGCUCAGCCUCCACGUGACUGGGAGCUGUUUCCUGUCCCUUCACUUUCGCACCCUUCUCCCUUGAUCAGCUUGAGAAAACAAGCCACUUGUGAUGCCACUUACUGGAACUCUGUAGCUCCUUCUGUGGGUUUUACUUCCCAAGAACUGAUGCUCAAAAAGAAAAAAAAAUAAAUAAAGGCUGUUUUGCAAACAUCA
Passer montanus (Eurasian tree sparrow) is the source of this 3531-nucleotide messenger RNA. Its product is annotated as putative P2Y purinoceptor 10. Gene Ontology annotation, molecular function: G protein-coupled receptor activity. The coding region runs from base 521 to 1543 and encodes 340 amino acids. The transcript has 2 exons. NCBI's taxonomy places the organism in Eukaryota, Metazoa, Chordata, Aves, Passeriformes, Passeridae. Gene Ontology annotation, biological process: phospholipase C-activating G protein-coupled receptor signaling pathway; positive regulation of Rho protein signal transduction. Gene Ontology annotation, cellular component: membrane. The record is from RefSeq and is a predicted model, not a curated record.